UUUCUCCCCAAUUGGACAAGCUGUCCCCCAUUAACUGAUCUUUAGUCUGAAAUGUGUCCCAUAAGGUAGCCUAAAUCAGGAAUACACACACACAAACUCCCACACAUUACAACAACAACAACACAUUAGUGUGUUGUAGGACAGCCCCUUUAGCAGAUGCCUCUCUUUGUCACCCAAACUCUUAAGCUCAGUGAGCUGCAUUGAUCACUCCAGAGACGCUCAGGGCUUCCUUGUGCUCCUCAUUGUCCUCCUCUCACUGCGCUUCUGCAAAGCUGCACUGGUAAGAACAGAAUCUAUGCACACUCAAGAGCACUCUUACGCACAAUUGAGAGCUGACAUGUUUGCGCAAAAUCAAACCCCAGCCAUGAGCCACGAUGACCAAUAUCUGAACUUCAUGGACCUAUUUAAUAGCUAUGGAGGCAAUGACACGACUGACCCAAAUUAUGUGGUCACCGGAACUGUCCAAAUCUGUUCUAAGGAUGAAGUCAACAAGUUUGGCGCAGCAUUCAUCCCAAUGUUCUACUACUCCAACUUCAUCUUGAGUUUCCUUGGCAAUGGGCUCGUCCUCUUCAUCAUCUACAAGUAUGAGAAGCUCAGUACAGUGACAAACAUCUUCCUCCUGAAUUUGGUCCUCUCCAACCUUCUCUUUGCCUCCAGUCUCCCCUUCUGGGCGACUUACCAUCUGUCUGAGUGGAUUUUUGGCAUGACUCUGUGUAAGCUGGUCAGCAGUGCCUACUUCAUCGGCUUUUACAGCUCCAUCCUCUUCCUCACGCUCAUGACAUUUGACCGAUACCUCGCGGUGGUGCAUGCAGUGGCGGCUGCUAAAAGCAGGAAGAAGGCGUAUGCCAUCGCUGCGUCAGUGGCAGUUUGGUGCAUCAGUAUCGUAGCGAGCGUGAAAGAGCUGGUUCUCCAAAAUGUGCAGCAGAAUCCGUUAAAUGGACUCGUAUGUAAGGAGUCAGGAUACACUAAGAGCACUAUGGACCACUGGCGUCUGGUCACUUAUUACCAACAAUUCCUGGUCUUCUUCGUCCUCCCGCUGUUCAUGGUGAUGUACUGCUACAUCAGCAUCACUGUCCGCAUUAUGUCCACCCGCAUGAAGGAGAAGUGCCGCGCCAUCAAGCUCAUAUUUAUUAUCAUCUUCACCUUCUUCGCCUGCUGGACGCCCUACAAUAUUGUCAUCCUCCUUCGAGCUAUUAACAUCUCCAGUGAGGGUGAAAAAUCGUGUUCUGACGCAGAGAGCUUGGACUAUGCCCUGUACGUGACCCGGAACAUAGCCUAUUUGUAUUGUUGCAUUAGUCCUGUGUUUUACACAUUUGUGGGCAAGAAGUUCCAGAGCCACUUCAGAAGGCUGUUGGCCAAGAGGAUCCCCUGUCUGAAGAGACACAUGAGCCUCAGCAGCCAGAGCACCAGAACCACGUCACAGAGGACACCACACUCUGCUUAUGAGUACUAGACAGGCACGCACGCACACACGCACGCACGCACGCACGCACGCACGCACGUAUGCCGCGCACAGCUUUUUGUCCCCAAUUGGACAAGCUGCCCCCCAUUAACUAGUCUUUAGUCUGAAAUGUGUUCCCAAAGGUAGCCUAAGGAGCACACACACACACACACACACACACACACACACACACACACACACACACACACACACACGCAUGUACGCACACACCCACGCACACACACCAAAUUUCACUUCCACUUCCUGCCAGACUCCUCUACACUGUAACAUUUCUUUCUCAGUUUGAAACAGUCAAAUAGUAUUUUGUUUAACUUCUCAACUGCAGACUGCUUAACAUCUACUUUUCACAUUGUAAUUGUUAGUUUUUUUCAUGCUUGAAUGAUGUAUGACGUAUUGUAUUUGUGUUAAAUUCCUCAAUAAAUGGGUGGUGAUGGUGGAUAUUACACAUGCCUGUGGUGUGGGACACCUGGGUUUGAUUCUCACUGUGAUACAUCAACCAAUGUGUCGCUGAGCAAGACACGUAAUCCCUAGUUGCUCCAGAGGUGUACGACCUCUGACAUAUAGCAAUUGUAAGUCGCUUUGGAUAAAAGCGUCAGCUAAAUGACAUUUAAUGCAAUAUAACAUAUGUCUUAUGAGACUCGUACUACUGUUUACUUUUACUUAUGACAUGUUUAUUUCUAUUCAUGCUUUGUUUUAAUGUUUAUGCUGUUUAUAAAGAAUUAUGGGCUUACAUGCAAUGAAGGUGCUAUACAAAAUGAAAUUGCCAUUGCCAUUACUGUUAAAUAAAAUUUAAGAAAUAAAAUGUAACAAAAGAAA
Molecule: messenger RNA, 2278 nt
Organism: Perca flavescens (yellow perch)
Lineage: Eukaryota; Metazoa; Chordata; Actinopteri; Perciformes; Percidae
Gene: ccr12a
Product: chemokine (C-C motif) receptor 12a
Exons: 3
Coding region: 296-1453 (385 amino acids)
Biological process (GO): immune response; G protein-coupled receptor signaling pathway; positive regulation of cytosolic calcium ion concentration
Cellular component (GO): membrane; external side of plasma membrane
Molecular function (GO): C-C chemokine binding; C-C chemokine receptor activity
Source: RefSeq, a predicted model, not a curated record